UUGUGAGUGUUUUUUUUUCCAUUUUCUGAAAUUUGUGCUGAGCAUUGCUUAUUUGCUUCCAUCCAUUUUUGUUCCUUUUAAUUCGAUUUGGAUUGCAGAAAAAGAAAAGAAAAGAAAAGACUAAAAAUUUGGACGAUAAGCAGAAAAGAGAGAGGAGGGCCUCUCGCCCUCUUAUUAAAACCUUGCCUUCUCCAAAUCUGAAGAUUUCUCAAUCCUAAAAUCUUUUUUUUUUCCUCUUUCUCCGUUUCUUUAUUUUCGGUAUUACACACAUACAUAGAUUCUCUGUCUUCUGGGUUUUUCAUUCCUUCCUUCCUCCAAGCUUACACCUUUAUUGAUCAUUUGUGUUUUUUUUUGUUUCUGCAGGAAUCCAAGAUCGUGGGUCGAUCGGUUUUUACACAAUCCGAUCACGACCCAUCUGCUCUUUUUCAUCCUAUUUUGCUUCCCUUGAGAAAUGGAAAUGGAAUCAUGUAAGCUCUUCAUCGGUGGUAUAUCUUGGGAAACCAGUGAAGAUCGUCUUCGUGACUAUUUUCACAGUUUUGGUGAGGUUUUAGAGGCUGUUAUUAUGAAGGAUCGUGCCACUGGCCGUGCUCGUGGCUUUGGUUUCGUUGUCUUUGCUGAUCCUAAUGUUGCUGAAAGAGUCGUCUUGCUUAAACAUAUCAUUGAUGGUAAAAUUGUUGAGGCAAAGAAGGCUGUUCCAAGAGAUGAUCACGUAGUAUUUAAUAAAAGUAACAGCAGCCUUCAGGGAUCACCUGGCCCAUCAAACUCCAAGAAGAUCUUUGUGGGAGGUUUGGCAUCAUCCGUGACAGAGGCUGAGUUCAAAAAGUAUUUUGCUCAGUUUGGGAUGAUCACUGAUGUUGUGGUGAUGUAUGACCACAGAACCCAGCGGCCUAGAGGCUUUGGGUUCAUUUCAUAUGACUCUGAGGAAGCUGUUGACAAAGUACUGCAGAAGACAUUCCACGAACUCAAUGGUAAGAUGGUGGAGGUCAAACUGGCUGUUCCUAAGGAUAUGGCUCUCAACACAAUGCGGAACCAAAUGAAUGUAAAUAGCUUUGGCACUAGUAGAAUCAGUUCAUUACUGAAUGAGUACACCCAGGGAUUCAGCCCGAGUCCAAUCUCUGGUUAUGGAGUGAAACCUGAAGUUAGGUACAGUCCAGCAGUAGGUAAUAGGGGAGGAUUCUCACCGUUUGGACAUGGAUACGGAAUCGAGCUGAAUUUUGAGCCAAACCAGACUCAGAACUACGGUUCUGGUUCCAGUGGAGGCUUUGGACGACCCUUUAGCCCUGGAUAUGCUGCGAGUCUCGGCAGGUUCGGUAGCCAAAUGGAGUCGGGAGGAGCUAGUGUUGGGAACGGUUCUGUCCUAAAUGCAGCACCAAAGAACCAUUUAUGGGGAAAUGGUGGUCUAGGUUACAUGUCAAACUCUCCGAUAUCAAGAAGCAGCUUCAGUGGAAACUCUGGAAUGUCUUCACUAGGCAGCAUUGGUGACAACUGGGGAACAGUUGCACGUGCACGCAGUAGCUACCACGGUGAGAGAGGAGGUGUAGGAUUAGAAGCAAUGAGAGGAGUUCAUGUUGGUGGUUACAGCAGCGGCUCAAGCAUCUUGGAGGCAGACUCUCUGUACAGCGACUCGAUGUGGCUUUCGCUGCCUGCAAAGGCAGAGGAAGGAUUGGGAAUGGGACCAUUGGACUUCAUGUCUAGAGGACCAGCUGGAUACAUCAACAGGCAACCAAACGGAGGAAUUGCAGCUUAGAGAAGUGACAAAUCUAUACCAUGGAGAUCAGAUGAUUGCAGAAGAGAGUUUUUAGAAGAGGAAAAAAGUUUAUUAAAAAAAAAAAAAUUAUUGGUACCAAAAAGCUUAAAGCUUUUAUUUACUUUUUACUAUUUUGAUUUGUUGUUAUAGCUUUCUUUUCACCCUUUUUUCUAAUUUGGGGUUUUGUUUCUUUUGUUUUUAUCGUUAAAGAAAAAAGAUGUAAACUUGAGUGAUAUAAAAAGAGACAAAGAAACAAUGAAGUGUAUUUUGUUCUUGUCUUUCUCUCUCUUUUAUCAUCUAAAUCCAUAUAUUGACAAAUUCAAACAUGAAAACGAAUUAAAAAAAGAGCAAUUUGCCU
Molecule: messenger RNA, 2105 nt
Organism: Arabidopsis thaliana (thale cress)
Lineage: Eukaryota; Viridiplantae; Streptophyta; Magnoliopsida; Brassicales; Brassicaceae
Product: RNA-binding (RRM/RBD/RNP motifs) family protein
Exons: 4
Coding region: 452-1747 (431 amino acids)
Molecular function (GO): nucleic acid binding; RNA binding
Source: RefSeq, marked reviewed